CUUGUUAUUUUCUUGUAAUAACAACUUCCUGGUAGUUAUAGCAAAUUGAGGGUUUCUUCUCUCAUACAGAAAUUUCACCAUUUAUAAGUACUUUAUUAAUAUACAUGAGAUUUAUUUUGCCAUGUGUUAAAGUAUUGUUAAUAAAGUAUGGCAAUGAUCCGAUCCGGUAUCCGGGUCAUCCAGGGUCCGGACUGGCAGAGUAGGAGACAAGAUGGUGGACUUGGCCAUGCUGGAACUAUAAUUUACGUACCGAAGGAAGGGUCAUCAGACGACAAAGUGACCGUGAUUUGGGACAACGGACGAGAGCUUCGCUAUAGAGCGGGAAAAGAUGGGAAAUACGACUUGAGGGUGCUAGACAACGCUCCAGUGGGGGUAAGACAUACAGGUAUAACAUGCGAUGUCUGCCAAGAGACUCCGAUUAUUGGGUUUAGAUGGAAGUGUUCGUCCUGCGAUGACUAUGACCUAUGCACUCCCUGUUAUAUGUCCGGAAAACACGACAUCAGUCACAGCUUUCUCCGCAUGGAUGUUGAAAAUAUUGGAGCUGUUCCAGUUUCCCCAAGAAGGUACGCAAAACCUAAAGAUAUACAAGGUGUGUUUAAAGGUGCGACAGUUAUGCGUGGACCUCAUUGGAAGUGGAAAAACGAUGACGGAGGUGGCGCUGACGACGGGGAGGUUCUUGACAUUGUUUCGUGGCAAGGUUCCUCCCCAAGGGGCGGAGUCAAGGUUAAAUGGAGAGCUACAAAGAAAGAAGGAACAUACAGAAUGGGCGGAGAUGGAUGUGUGGACGUCAUAUACACGGAGGAGGCAACUUUCGGGAAAUAUUAUAUUGAACACCUGCCUCUUGUUGAUAUUGUUAAUCCAGGAGAAGUUAUUCUAAAGAACAGUGACAAAGUUAGGGUGUCUUUGGACAAGGACCACUUUAAAAGACUUCAGGAGCACGAGGCUUAUGGCGGAUGGAGUGAUAAAAUGAUGCAGUGUAUCAACGAGGUGGGAACUGUGGUGAAAAUGUUGUAUGACGGUAAAGCAGCCCGUGUACAGUAUACGGACGGUCAGACUUGGACCUUAAACAGACAGGCUUUAUAUAGGCUGCACAGUUUUUCCCCGGGUGAGGUGAUAACUAUACUGGAGGAUGAUAACACCGUGAGAGAGUUACAGGAGGGACAUGGUGGCUGGAAUGAUGAAAUGAAAUCGACAUUAGGUGCUAUCGGCCGUAUUGCCCGUAUAGAUUCUGAUGGUGACAUCAGAGUGAAGGUCGGAGACCGGGUAUGGAUCUAUAGCCCAGUGUGUUGCUGCCCUCUCGAGGACCAGUCCCUAUCGAAAAAAGCCCCGGACCUGACCAAGUCUGAAAUGGAGCAUGGAGAAGUGGACGAUCUGAAACAGAUGCAGCGAGAUAUGGAACGUGUAGCCGGUGCCUUAGCGGAUUUAUUUGUCGGUCUUCUUCGAGGUGUUCCGGAUGAUGAUAGCGGUGAUAUGUCCGUGGUUGAAGCGGCCGCUAAAGGUGACAUCGGCCGUGUGAAAGAUAUAGUUCGCCGAAGUCCAGACAAGGUAAAUGCAAAACAUGAGAACAAGACUGCGCUACAGUUGGCGUGUUACGAAGGAAAGAUGGAUGUUAUAAAGUUUCUGUUGGACAAUAAAGCUGAUGUUAACAUCAGUGAUGAUGAAGGAGAUACUGCCCUUCAUUAUGCUGCUUUUGGACAAGAAGAGGGAGCACUGGGGCUGUUAUUACAAAAAGGAGCAAAGCUGGACAUGCAGAACAAGAAAGGGCAGACAAGCCUACAUAUCACUGUAGGCAAGGGUUCUGUCCCUUGUACAAGACUGUUGAUCAAGCAUGGUGCCUCUGUGAACUUGAGGGAUGAGGAUGGUGACAGUCCAAUGCAUGACUGUAUUAUACAGCGGCGCAAACAGAAUUAUCUUAUAGAUGCCAUAUUUAAGUCUCCGAGACCAGACUUUACAGUGAGCAAUGGUAAAGGAUUUAACGUGUUACAGUGGGCCGCAUUAAAAGACUGUAGAAGGGCCGCUGAAAUCAUCAUAUCAAACAAAUCGUCUGUGAUUGACCUGAAAAUGCCGGAAGGUUUCACGGCUCUACAUAUCUGCGCUGCCAACGACCAUGUGGAAAUUGCGAGCGGUCUUUUGAAGGCUGGAGCAAAUAAAGAUGCGCGUGACGGGAGUGGUAGAACACCACUAAUUGUAGCUGUCAGUCAAAGUCAUAAACGUACUGUGGAAUUACUGUUAACUUAUGAUUGUAAAGUUGAUGCACAAGAUAAUGAAGGCAAUACAGCCUUGCACGUGGCUCAGAUUAGUCGAGCACUGCCUGAUACACUUGCACGGUUGCUUGGUGUUCCAUUAGUGAAUGAUGAUACAGGCAUACAGAUCUCGUGCAUGUUGGUAGAGGCACGUGCUAGUAUAUCUAUAACGAAUAAGAAAGGACAGACGCCGAUUGAUAUGUGUACUGAUGUGGCGACAAAGGAGUUCUUGAAAAGGUUAGCAAAGACAACUUCCACGAAAAAAUUGGAAACGUCACAACGUGGCGUUGUCUUGCCAACCCAUUGGGAUCAAAUGGACAGGUCCGUCCUUAUGAAGAGAAUACCACUAGACAUUACAAAUGGGCUGCUCCAAAAGGAAUUUCAAGGUGUGAAAAACAAGUUUUGCAGAACGCUUCCACAAGCAAGGAUUAUAACAAUCGAACGAGUGCAGAACAAAUUCCUUUGGGAACAUUAUUUCUUCAAGCGAACCCAGAUGGAGACCUUGUAUGGUAAAGGUUGUGCCAACGAACUCGAUUUGUACCAUGGAACAGAGGGCGACAAGGUAGACCUGAUCUGUAACAGCAAUCUAGACCAUAGGCUGGCGGGCGAAAAAGUUGGAACAUUGUUCGGCCAGGGUUCAUACUUUGCGUCCGAUGCCAAGUACUCGGAUGGGUACGCUUCUGCGGAUACAAAUGGGCACAAGUACAUGUUCCAGUGUAGAGUGCUGGCGGGGAAGUGGACGCACGGAGAUCCAAAGUACAAGAGGCCGCCGCCGGUAAAUGACAAAGAUCCAUCUCGGCUCUAUGACUGUUGUGUAGACAGCACGGACAGGCCCAGAAUCUUCUGCCUGUUUGAUAUGAAUCAAUACUAUCCGGAAUAUGUCAUCAAAUAUCAGUAACAUUGUUUAUAAGUUAAGCAACCGGAAGCGUCAUGUGAUAUAAUUAUGUUUUAGUUGCUUCAAUACAUUUCUAUGUUUGAUUUGAGAAACUAUCAUGUUACUUAUUCUGAUUACCACCAUAUCUUGACUGCAUCACUAUUGUUUUCUUACGACUAGCAGCAUAGUAAAUAAGUUUAUUAUAUACCUAUAAAAAUUCUGUAAAAAAAUCGGCUUGUAUUUUACAAUUAAAUAUGAACAGGCAGAAAAAAAUUCCGUAUUGUACCUUUUAAAUUCCGUAUUGUACCCUCCAUAUUGUAUGCUGCCGGAAUACUUUCAUUAAUAUGCAUGACCUGAUACAGUUCUAUAGAUAGCGCACAUAAAAACUUCACUUAGUUCCAAUUUAAUAUCGAUAAACAUUGAAGAUAUUAUUCAAUAACAAAACAACGAAAAAAAGGUAGAGGUAUAUAUUAAAAGGGUCAUUAUAACAGUCUGGGAUUUUGUAUUCGGCUCUCGUGGAUUUUGCAAGGUUGGAUCACACUCGGUGCUUGCGAGUUCACAUUUGCAUACUUAGGUGGCUAUAGGAACAAAAGUAACUGUAUUUUUUCUUUGAUGUCAUUCAUUCCGCAAGGCUUUUAUGUGUUUUUUUUUCUCUUACGUGGCUAAAAGAACAAUAGAGAGAACAAAAGAGUAGCCACAUAAGUAUCCAUAUGUAGGAACGUGCGCCGAUCUGACAAAAAUCCACUUGAGCCGAAUACAGCAUCCCAGAUCUAGCUACUGUUAUAAUAACCCUAUUAUAUCUUUUCAUCACAUGAUGCGAUUUUGCUGUUUUUUUUCUUACAGAUUUGCUUAAAGAAAAAGAUUGCUUAAGCAUAAGUUAUAUUUAAAAAAGUUAGGAGUUAGGAGAGGAAACUUGUACAUGUGCUAACGGAACAGUCAAUUUAAACAAUUAUAUAGGACUAUACGGAUAGUAUGCUAAGGGUUUUAUAUCAGUCUGGUACUGGCAUUAGAAACUAUCUGUUUUAUUACUAAAACGAAAACGAAAACGAAAACGCCAUUGCUUUUAAACUCGGCACUCUAAAGUAAGUUACAAGCACUGUGAGACCUUGUAAUGCUCCCUCCGAAUGACGGCCGCGGGAGCUUUUACAUCGGUUGUACCACCGCAUAACGAUUCCAUUCGAAUAACGCAUUCCAAAGCGAUGUAUCAUAUUUUUAUUAUGUUUAAAAUGUAACUUCCACAUGUCACGGGUUGCUUCGGUGGAGCUAUAUAUGCUGCUUUUUGUGCCGACAUUUGACAUUGUUGUAGUGUUACGGGUGACGGGUUAGUAUUAUGUUAAUGAACGUAUAACGGCAUAAUGUACAUAUACAAGCGAUCAAAAUAUAGCAGAUAGGGCCAGGAGUUUGAGUACUUAAUAAUACGCUAGACUUGUAGUAAUAAUUGAGUUAUUUCCCUUUAAUGGUAAGUUUUGAAUAAAUAUAAUGUUUUAUAAAUGUUUCGUUUAAUGUAAUUGAUGGUAAAUAUUUGACCUACGACACGCAUAAGGCUCCUGGAGGACUUUAUGCGGUUAUGAGAUACGCUCCCCGUGCAGUGUUAUCCGCAUGCUCACAAAGCUCUGAUUACCAUAGCUUUACUGCCUCACUAGUCAGAUGCCUAAAUGUUGGAAAUCUGCAAGUUAUUUUAAGGAAUAACAGGCGGUUAUAUUUUUUGCUCUUUGUUAUUUUGUAUAACAUGUAACUAAAAUGAACAACUUGCAUUGUAUUAAAUGUACAAAGGAA
Molecule: messenger RNA, 4893 nt
Organism: Mercenaria mercenaria
Lineage: Eukaryota; Metazoa; Mollusca; Bivalvia; Venerida; Veneridae
Product: E3 ubiquitin-protein ligase mib1-like
Exons: 20
Coding region: 148-3141 (997 amino acids)
Biological process (GO): protein ubiquitination
Cellular component (GO): cytoplasm
Molecular function (GO): ubiquitin-protein transferase activity; protein binding; zinc ion binding
Source: RefSeq, a predicted model, not a curated record